AUGACUGUUUUUGUAAAAACAAUGUCAGGCAAAAUUAGACCUCUUCAAGUUGAUUCCCAUUCUACUACAGUCUUUGAUUUGAAAAAAACAAUAGAAGAGGAAGAAGGUAUUCAAGCUGAACAUCAACGCAUGAUUUAUUCGGGACAUGAAUUAAAUCAAGAAAACAUGACACUUGGUGAAUACAAUAUUAAGCCUGAUAGUGCUAUUUAUCUCAUUCUUCGUUUAUAUGGUGGAAAAUACAACAAUACAACAUAG
Molecule: messenger RNA, 255 nt
Organism: Cokeromyces recurvatus
Lineage: Eukaryota; Fungi; Mucoromycota; Mucoromycetes; Mucorales; Mucoraceae
Product: ubiquitin-related domain-containing protein
Exons: 1
Coding region: 1-255 (84 amino acids)
Biological process (GO): protein ubiquitination; modification-dependent protein catabolic process
Cellular component (GO): nucleus; cytoplasm
Molecular function (GO): ubiquitin protein ligase binding; protein tag activity
Source: RefSeq, a predicted model, not a curated record